Colossoma macropomum (tambaqui) is the source of this 5770-nucleotide messenger RNA. It is a transcript of the gene slc38a3a, whose product is annotated as solute carrier family 38 member 3a. Lineage: Eukaryota; Metazoa; Chordata; Actinopteri; Characiformes; Serrasalmidae. Bases 297 to 1832 code for a protein of 511 amino acids. The transcript is spliced from 17 exons. The record is from RefSeq and is a predicted model, not a curated record. Gene Ontology annotation, biological process: histidine transport; asparagine transport; amino acid transmembrane transport. Gene Ontology annotation, molecular function: L-asparagine transmembrane transporter activity; L-glutamine transmembrane transporter activity; L-histidine transmembrane transporter activity.
GAGCGGGCUCCUCAUUUCGACCCACUUUAAAACCACCGGGCAGCUUCAGAGCAGCUGUGAGUCGGAGAGAAGCGGGCAGUGUGGCUGCUCCGUUCAGAGGAGAGAGAGAGAGACAUAGAAGGACAAGGAGAGAGAGAGAGAGCGAGCCUGUAGGAGUGUGAGGACAUCUCUCCAUUCUACAGAGCGCGGUGUGGCGGAUUUUCACAGGAACAAAACGAAGAACCUUCUUAGGGAUUUCUGGGGAACUUCUGACGAAGACUCUGUGUAGUAGCUCCUAGAAUAUUUUGUGUGAAGGCAUGGAUCCGGUGCCGGCUGAGAUGAAUGCGAUUCCCAAUGGGAAAGGCCAUGAAGCAGCAGAUGACACCUCCACUACGCUCACGCCCACCAAAACUGAAUCAGACGACACGGCUCAGGAACUCGUACCAAAUAGCACAGAGAAUGCCAGCCCCAGCAGAGCUACAGGAGAUGCGGAGGCAAACCUGGCGGAGAGUUCAGAGUUUCUCUCCAACGCCGACGACAAGAAAACACCACAUUUCACAGACUUUGAGGGGAAGACCUCUUUCGGGAUGUCAGUCUUCAACCUGGGAAAUGCCAUCAUGGGCAGUGGAAUUCUGGGACUGGCGUACGCAAUGGCUAACACCGGCAUCGUCCUGUUCCUGUUUCUCCUCACGGCCGUGGCGUGUCUCUCAGCCUACUCCAUCCACCUGCUGCUCAAAUCCUCCGGCGUUGUAGGUAUCAGGGCGUAUGAGCAGUUGGGUUAUCGGGCCUUUGGAACGCCGGGAAAAAUGGCUGCGGGCAUCGCGAUCACACUGCAGAAUAUUGGAGCAAUGUCCAGCUAUUUGUAUAUAGUGAAAUACGAGUUUCCGCUGGUCAUACAGGCCUUUCUCAGGGUGGACACACCAUCAGGAGAGUGGUAUCUGGAUGGUAAUUAUCUGGUGAUGAUUGUCUCCGUCUGUAUUAUUCUUCCUCUGGCUCUGAUGAAGCAGCUGGGCUAUCUGGGCUACACCAGCGGUUUUUCUCUGAGCUGCAUGGUCUUCUUCCUUAUCUCGGUGAUUUAUAAGAAGUUCCAAGUGACAUGUCCAUUUGGAGAAUUUGCCAACCGGACGAUGGGUUUGAACAUCAGUGCUGAACACAGCGAGUGCACUCCCCACAUGUUCAACCUCAAAAUCCAGACAGCCUACACUAUUCCCAUCCUGGCCUUUGCGUUUGUGUGUCACCCGGAGGUGCUGCCGAUUUAUACUGAGCUGCGCAACCCCACCAAGAAAAAGAUGCAGCAUGUGUCCAACAUCUCCAUCGCUGUCAUGUACGUCAUGUACUUCCUGGCUGCGCUGUUCGGAUAUCUGACCUUCUACGAUAAGGUGGAAGCCGAGUUGUUACACACCUACAGCAAGAUCGACCCGUAUGACACUCUGAUCCUGUGUGUGCGUCUGGCUGUGCUGACCGCUGUCACACUCACCGUGCCCAUCGUUCUGUUUCCUGUGAGGAGAGCCAUCCAGCAGCUUUUCUUCCCCAAUAAAACGUUCUGGUGGCCGAGACACAUCGCCAUCGCCAUCGUCCUUCUCACCACCAUCAACCUGCUGGUCAUCUUUGCCCCCAACAUCCUGGGCAUCUUUGGAGUCAUAGGUGCUACAUCGGCCCCGUGUCUCAUCUUCAUCUUCCCGGCCGUUUUCUACAUCCGGAUCAUUCCCAAAGAAGACGAGCCCAUGCGCUCGGCUCCAAAAAUCCUGGCUGCCUGUUUCGCAGGGCUGGGUGUAUUGUUUAUGAUAAUGAGUCUGAGCUUCAUCAUCAUUGAUUGGACAUCGGGGAGCAGCAACGCAAGCAGUGGGCACUAGGCCCCGCCCAUUUUUAUUUUUCUUUGUUAAAUAAGAUCUGUUGUGUAUUUUUAUGUCCUGUGUAGUCCGGGGUCAGGACCGGCAGAGCACGCAUAAUCUCUCAGUGCAACGUCAGUGUCUGGCACACUCAGUAUCGUAAAGCCUGCAGGCUCACCCUUAAAGUUAUCACAUAAAGAAGAAGAAGAACAUUAUUCUGGCAUGAGGGGCUAUAUUCUACUAUACCAUCCUAAAACUGACCAGCUGCACCGUCUCUGUGGUCUGUUGGAAGCGGAAACCUCACUCGAGCCUCAGCAGGGAACUGGAAGUUCCACAGAAUGACCCACAAUGACUCAUAAUGACGCAGAUGCAGUAGUGAUGGGCAGUGCUGCUGAGAGAGAUUAUGCAUUCUCGCCAAACUGACCCCAAACAGCCAACCCUCCCAUCCUCGUCCACUUUCACAGAUUUAUUUGAAGUGACCUCUUUGACCCCAGACUGGCAUCAUUAAAGUAGUUCUUUUGUUUAGUUUUUGUUUUUUUGAGGGGUAGGGGGUGGCCGGAAUUGACCUCUCCAUGCUUCUCCCACAAAUAUGUUCUUCAAUAGCAACUGUUGCUAGGUGGGGCAAGCUUUACAGAACCUACAUCAAGUACAUAAUCUUUGCUGCAAUAACUGUUUCUGUUAUUUGUUUCAGGCGUAGAUUUUACAGCUACAGCGUGACUAAACUGUCCCCUAACAUCAUAGAGACUUAGUGAUAUUUGACAAUUUGGUCACAAAAUGGAAACAAAAAAGCGAAUUUCAUAAUAGCAUAUAAUAGCAUGUUAGUGCUAAGCUAACACAGAUGCACAUGAACCUUUUUUGGCUGUGCUACAUUAAACACGGAUAUUUGGAGCUUGCAAAAUACAUUAUUUCACCUUGUAUCUGUUAGUUCUGCUCUGACUCUUUCAGGAAAGAGGCCUAGCAUAGAGCUGCCGGCGCUGUUUUCCAUUCCUAACAACUAACUGAAACCUGGGCGACAGCUCGUAUUCACAGACAGUGAAGUAUGUAGAACUUCUAGAAGAACUACAGUGAUGUGUUUCUCAUUAAUUUAGUCCCAUUGUAAUUGUAAUUGGUUGAUUUCUCUGUUACUUCCUAAUUAUGUUGGUAGUUAAUCUUAUGUGUAAGGCCUUUAGUCCAGCUCCUGAAGCCCUAACCAAUGGGAGAGCAUGCUUGGCUAUAUCUACCUAGACACCACAGAAGAAAAAAAUCCUGAUUGAAAAGUUUUUUAUUGGGGCAAUUCAAGAUUUUAACCCUCUUGUUUCCAACCAAAACUUGAAAUAAGAGUAGUUGUCAUAGUUUAGGCCUUCUUUGAAGGUAUUGAAGCCCUGAGGUUCCCCACUGAAUGUCUAUAUGUAUAUCAUCAAAUCCUACAGACUAGCUUUGGCUGUGCUAGAUUAGCUAGUGUGUUGACGACGUUAGCCUAGUUAGCAGAACUGUUUCUCGUUAAGUGCGGUGAGAUUUUUGUUAACGUUCUGUCCAACCUAACAACAGUUGCUAUGAACACAUUUGUGGGCGGAGCAUGAAUGGAUGGGCUGGUGGUUGGUGUAUAAAUGUAGGUGCCUGUGGUACGUCAGUCCACUUUGAUGAAUUUACUGUCCGUCCUAUCUUUGACCUUGGCAAUAAUCUCUGCAGCAGCCUAGAAGGCCGUUGCUAUGACAGCGCUUGGUCGUGUCGACCCCCAUGAUCUUUGACCCUGCUCUCUCGGUCAGUUGCUGUUGUAGCGAAUAGCAUCUAUAGCACAGUCCCCAUGUGACACAUAUGCAAACUGUACAUACGGUGAGUUAAAAUACGUGCGUGAGUCAUUUUUAUAUGUGAGGAUUUAUAUAUUGUUCAUAAUUUCUAUAUCAUAAAGUAUAAAGGUAUAUAUAUAAAUAUAGGGGCAUCAUGUGACAGUGAUGUGUUUGCUAUUCAUCCAGAAGCAUAUCAGCUCCAAAAUGGGGUUUAGAACUGAAAAAAACAAAAAAGAAACCCUGAAAAACAGAGUUAGCUUCUGCUGAAGUGUUAAUAAUCUACUGUAGAGUAAAAAAUGGAAAGCACAUCUUGAAAAGCACAGUAAGCUCAUGGUCUGGGGUCAACACUGCCAUGCUAAUGUGUACAGACUGACCCUACGGCAGAUUCUCGCUGUCCAGCAGGGUGUGCUGUUGAGUUGUUUCUGAAAAUCUGCUGAAAGUAGGAAGAGAUAACCAAAAAACAAAUGAAAAUCCUAAACAUACAGGGUCGUCUCCUACAGCGGAGAAACAGCAGUGAAGGGUGUAAAUAUUGUGAUCGCAGGACUGGCCUGAUAAAGCUGACAGACGUGCGGUAGAAACUUUUCGAGACGAGUUUAGAGAUGUGACCUCUCCGUCGUAUCUUUUUGCUCGCUCUUUCAGUAGUGAGUAUUUAUGUCGUUGUCACAUGGUCGUGCUUGUCAGAUAGAUGGAACUUCGGCCUCCGAGGAUCGCAAAACAAUAAUUCAGCUAAAUAUAAACAUAUUUCAGUACAUAUGUCACUUUCUGAAAACAAAGACAAAGCACUUAUGAACAUAAGUCAUAUUUCCUGUUCUAAUUAUUUAAUUUUGUGGGUUAGGGAGUCGUGCCAGUGUACAGCUGAUUGAGAUCAGGCUUUAAUUAAGCUAAAAUUUGGCUAAACAAUUCAGAAUUUUAAAAAAAUCAAUGCAAAUGGCACUUUCUAAAAAACAGAAAUACAUUUAUGAACGUGGCCAAUAUUUUGUAUGAUCUAAUUCUUUAAUUUAGUGUAUCGUUCUAAAGAACUACACCAGUCUAAGGCUCUAGGAGGCUGAAAUUCAACUAAAAUUAUGCUAAAAUUCAGCUAAAAUACAGCUAAAAUUAAGAUUUCUUUCAAAAAAAGUCAGUGCACUUGCACUUUCUGAAAACAAACAGAACUGGACCUAUGAACACAACUCUUUUUUCGUAUUUUGUAUGUUUUAUUUCUUUCUAAGUUGUGUAUUACUUUAAAGAAUUACCAGAAAUAGCUCAAAUUAAGCUCAAAUUAUUGAUUUUUAUGUGUUUUUAAUAGAUAAGGCACUUUCUGAUUAAAAAAAACAGAAAUGCACUUAUUAACAAAAGCUGUAUUUUAAAGAAUGCCACAAAACUGAAUGCUGAAUGAGACCAGAUGUCAUAGCUGGUAUUGAAAAGUUAUUAAUGCACAUAAUGUAUUGAUCAAAAAUUGCAUAUAAACAAAUAAUGCAUUUGUUAUCGUUCUGUAUUGCUACUCCACGAGGCAUAAAAUGAAUGAAACGAGCACCAAUUUGGAGAUUUUUUGCGGAAUUCAGGCUGGGGCUGGGUAUCAUUCAGAAAUAUGAUUUGAUAUCAAUACCAAUAUCUUGCCUUCUUUGCUGAUUCCUGAGCUAAAUUUUUUGAAUUUUUUUAACUUACAAAAAGAAAGUUAAAGGCUUAAACCAGCACUGAGUGCUGGAAGUGAGAAUAUUUACUGAUUGCACAACAGUAAAUAUGAAAUGACAUGGUGAAUUUCGAUACCCAGCCCAUCUCAGGCCAGUUCUUGACUGAGCACGAGCAUCUGACAGCGACUGAACCAGUAGCUCUAGCACUUUCUGCUGUAAAGCACAAUUUAGAGCCAUUAAAACACUUACCUGCUCUAGAGACCAAGUGUAAUCUAUGAUAAACUCAUGAAUUAAUAUAUUUUAUAGAUAAGAGUUAUAUGGCCUUCGUACUACUAAUUAUAAAAUGUUUCAAAUGACUGUGUGUGUGUGUGUGUAUGCAAAGCCCUCAGUACCUAAUGCAUUUAUAUGGAUGUUGAACAUUGUAAAGGAAUGUUUUGACCUCAAUAACAUCUACCUUUUUAUACACUACGUACAGUACUGCGCAAAAGACCACAACAAAAGAGACCACCCUUAAUUCAUUUAAUUUCCAGUCAAAAUAGCCAUUAAGUGCAAAUGAUUCAUUUUUCAGUAUCAUAAAAAGCACAAA